This is a messenger RNA of Racocetra persica, 1457 nucleotides long. NCBI's taxonomy places the organism in Eukaryota, Fungi, Glomeromycota, Glomeromycetes, Diversisporales, Gigasporaceae. The record is from the annotation of a GenBank genome assembly.
CCGAAGAUAGGAGAUUUAUCCCAUUGACUGAAGAACUUGUAAAAGAAUAUAUUAAAAAUGAAAAAUCCAUUAUAAUAGCGACGAUUUCAUGUAAGGACGAAAUAGAUAACCAAGCAAUAGUUACUCUCGCAAAAGAAGCAGAUCCUUUAGGAAUUCGAACUCUAGGCGUUCUUACAAAACCUGAUAUGAUUGAAGAGGGAACACAUAAUACCUGGUUAAAUAUUAUGAAAGGUGAAGCCAAUCCACUCGAACUUGGAUAUUAUGUCGUAAAGAAUCCAACUAAAUUGCAGCGUAUGAGCAAUAUUGGAUUCGAAGAAGCUAGAUUAGCUGAAAGCGAGUUUUUUGAACAAGAAGAACCGUGGAAUAAUUUUCAUUUACGAGAAAGGGUCGGAGUUAAGAAUUUGCAAAAUAAAUUAUCUGAAUUAUUAAUUAAAGCUAUUAAAAGAGGUCUUCCUGGUAUCCGAAAAGACGUCGAAGAAAAGUUCGAUGAGGCAUGCAAUGGUUUAGAAAAACUCCCAAAGCAACUCUCUAAUAAUCCAGAAAUUGACAUAUUUCGUUUGAUAAAAAAUUGCUCCACGAUUAUCAAAGAAAAAACUACUUGCUCAAAUAAUCAAAUUGAAUUAUGGAAAUCACUCAAUAAUCAAUUUGUACAAUUCAAAGAAGAAUUUUAUGCCUUACGUCCAAUUUUCUCAAUUAGUCAUAGUAAUAGUAAUCCCGGGACAAUUCCUUCAGGUGCUAUGAUUGAUAUACUUGAAGACUUUAUCAAAGAUUGUCCUACGGCCAAAAGUAAUACAAGUACAGAUCAAUUACAACAGCUAACAGAAGCCCAAGUCACUGAAAUAAUUAAAAAUGCUCGUGGAAGACUACUCCCCGGUUUCAUUCCUUAUUCGGCCGCACAAUCUAUUAUCCAAGAAAAUCAGGUAAAAUGGAAAAAACCUGCCAUAAACUGUUUAAAUGCUGUUUAUGAGAUUAUGAUAAAAGAAGUAAAUGAGACUAUAGAAAACACCUUUUCAAGAUUUCCUGGUCUAGUUGAACGCAUGGUAUAUAAGACGCAAACCUGGCUAGAAGAAUGUAAAAAACAAACAACAGAUCAUAUUAUCUUCAUGUACCAGGUGGAACGAACCAUUUAUCCAUUUACACUCGAUAAGCAAAUGGUAAUAGACUUAAAAGAGAAGUAUCUUCAUGAAAUAGUGAAGCAUGGUAAACCUACUGAAGCUUUAGAAGUAGUGGCAAUAGUUUUAGCAUACUUAAAAAUUGCGAUCAAGCGUUAUGUUGACGUUGUCUCUAUGACGAUAAUUCAUACUUUUAUUGAUGAAUUUAGUAAUCGCAUUGAAGAAAAACUAAUGGAAAUUUUUAUUCAUGAUAAAGAUAGAUCAAUCGAUGAUUUAAUUAGGGAAGAUGAUGGUAUAAAGUAUCAAAGAGAGGGAUUGUUAAAUCGUAAAAAGCUUUUAAGAGAG